Messenger RNA from Setaria italica (foxtail millet), 2751 nucleotides. Its product is annotated as putative RNA polymerase II subunit B1 CTD phosphatase RPAP2 homolog. The transcript has 6 exons. Gene Ontology annotation, molecular function: RNA polymerase II CTD heptapeptide repeat phosphatase activity; RNA polymerase core enzyme binding. Gene Ontology annotation, cellular component: cytoplasm; nucleus. The coding region runs from base 83 to 2302 and encodes 739 amino acids. NCBI's taxonomy places the organism in Eukaryota, Viridiplantae, Streptophyta, Magnoliopsida, Poales, Poaceae. The record is from RefSeq and is a predicted model, not a curated record.
AACGCUUCUUCCAUCUCAGCGGCCUUCUCCGAUUCCCAAACCCCUCGCCGCCUUCUCGAACCUUCGUUCCCCGUGCCCGACGAUGAGCUCCACGCCCGCUGCGGCCGCCGGGCCGGCGGCGACGACGCGUACGGUGGCCUCGGCGGUGCUCCGCGUCCAGAUGGCGCUCCUCGACGGCGCCGCGGCAUCCAACGAGCCCCUCCUCCACGCGGCCGCCUCCGCGCUCCUCUCCCGCGCCGACUACGACGACGUCGUCACCGAGCGCACCAUCGCCGACGCCUGCGGCAACCCCGCGUGCCCCAACCCGCUCCCCGCGGCCACCACGGCCGGCGGGCCCCGGUUCCACAUCUCCCUCCGCGAGCACCGCGUCUACGACCUCGAGGAGGCGCGCAAGUUCUGCUCCGAGCGCUGCCUCGUCGCCUCCGCGGCCUUGGCGGCGUCGCUCCCAGCCGAUCGGCCCUUCGGGGUCCCGCCCGAGCGGCUCGACGCGGUGGUCGCGCUCGUCGAGUGCGGCGGCGCGGGGGAGGGGCAAGGGUUAGGGUUCCGGGAUGCGGAUGGGAAGAAGGAUGAGGGGAGGAAGCUGGAGAUCAAAGAGAAGGAGGUCGCUGGGGCUGGGGAAGUCACGCUGCAGGACUGGGUUGGUCCCUCGGAUGCCAUUGAGGGGUAUGUGCCGCGUCGUGACCGCACCACUGAAGGGCAAAAGCCAGCUAAGAAGAACAAAGUUGCUGGACCUGAACUGUCCGGAAUCGAGAAUGUGGAUUGUAGGAAUGCUGCUCCCGGUGAAGAUGGCAUGGCAGGUUCAUCUCCAUCAGCUGAAACACACGUGAGCUCAGAGGUAAUAGCUGAGAAGAUGGGCAACAUGGUUCUUAGUGAGAAUACAAAGACUCCUAGAAAGAUGACAACUAAAACCCCAUCGAAGAUGUUGAAGCAAGAGGAUGAUAACAAUAUGCUGUCAUCUUGCAUAUCUGAUUCCAUUGAGAAGCAGCUGGAAGAUGUAGUUUUGGAAGAGAAAAGGGGUGCUAAGAAAACGAAAGCAAGUAAAGCAUCAUCAAGGUCACAGAAGAGUAAGUCUAGAAAAAGGCCUGGUGGAAGUGAUGGGCAUGAGGUGGACUUCACGAGUACCAUCAUUAUUGGGGAUGCUUCGACAAACAUGGAGCAAGGGACUAUGAAUCAGUAUAACUACUUUUCUAGUUCUAUAUUGACAGACAAUUAUGCCUCAUCAUCUCAGUCUGGAGCCAAAGGUCCAAUGCAAGGUUAUGCUGAACAGCUAUACAGAGAAUUUAGUGAAGCAGUGAGCAUUGGAAAAGAUGAGACAAGUGAUGAGAAGAUGAAACCUGCACUAAAAUCUUCAAUGAAGGCCCCCGGGUCUAAGAGCGGAUCACAGUCUGUGACAUGGGCAGAUGAGAAUGGAAGUGUUCUAGAAACAAGCAAACUAUAUGAAAGCCCUUCAAGUAGUAUAAAACAGUCUGAGGAAGGCAUGGACAUUUCACUAAGGCGUGCAUCUGCGGAGGCUUGUGCUGCUGCAUUCAUUGAGGCGGCAGAAGCUAUUUCUUCAGGCACGUCAGAAGUAGAUGAUGCUGUUUCAAAGGCAGGAAUCAUCAUAUUGCCUGAUACGCUUCACCCGAAACAAUACAGCAAUGAGAAAAGCAGUGGCGCAGAUGAAGAAUCUGAAAUUGAUAGGGAUGUCUUGAAGUGGCCUAAGAAGACUGUGCUUCUAGACACAGACAUGUUUGAGGUCGAUGAUUCUUGGCAUGACACGCCUCCAGAAGGUUUCAGUCUAACACUGUCCGGUUUUGCAACAAUGUGGGCUGCGCUUUUUGGGUGGAUCUCCCGGGCAUCUUUGGCCUAUGUGUAUGGGCUUGAUGGGUGUUCUGUGGAAGAUUUAUUGAUUGCCAAUGGGAGGGAAUAUCCUGAGAAAAUAGUUUUGAAAGAUGGGCACUCGGCUGAAAUUAGAAGAGCUCUAGAUACAUGUGUUUGCAAUGCCCUGCCAGUACUUGUGUCAAACUUGAGGUUGCGGAUCCCAGUUUCAAAGUUGGAGAUUACUCUGGGCUACUUGAUUGACACAAUGUCAUUUUUCGAUCCAUUGCCAUCUCUGCGAUCAAGGCAGUGGCAAUUGGUGGUUCUGGUAAUGCUUGAUGUGCUCUCUAUUCACCAGCUUCCUGCUCUUGCUCCAGUCGUCUCAAAUUCAAAGCUUGUGCAAAAGAUGCUGAAUGCCGCUCAGGUUAGCAGAGAGGAGUACGAGUCGAUGGUUGAUCUCUUCCUCCCUUUUGGAAGAUCCAUUCAGACAUUCAUGCAGAUAUAGCUUAAACGAGAAGCCAUGUAAAUCGGCCCUCUGAAAGCUGCGCGAACCGGCUGCUGCUCUGCAUAGGAUCAGAUAUAUGGUGAUGCCUGAACAGACAAGAGUAAAUACAGGUUGCUAUCUACGAGUCGUGGUUAGCUAUUGAACAAACUGCAACCGGGCAAUUUCAGAGAAGCCGAAAUGCCUGCGACCGUGACGCCUCCUUGUCCCUUGCGAUAUUCCUUGUGCGACUGCGUAGGCUGUGAGGACAGGCAAUCUUUCCUGUCACGCUCAGCAACUGUUUUGCUUUAGUAUGAAGGGACCUGAGAGCAAAAGAUAACUCACUUUGACAAAGAUGUUCCGAUCGUAAUUUCGAUCGUGGGACUUUACCAUCGGAUAACUAUUCGUUUUUUCCUUGGGAGACACUUACCUUGUGAUAUAUAUUCGAUUUCUCUGUGCAUUUUUACUUGUUA